This is a messenger RNA of Mesocricetus auratus (golden hamster), 1829 nucleotides long. RefSeq names its product phytanoyl-CoA 2-hydroxylase interacting protein like (gene Phyhipl). The record is from RefSeq and is a predicted model, not a curated record. The transcript is spliced from 5 exons. Bases 187 to 1314 code for a protein of 375 amino acids. Gene Ontology annotation, molecular function: protein binding. NCBI's taxonomy places the organism in Eukaryota, Metazoa, Chordata, Mammalia, Rodentia, Cricetidae. Gene Ontology annotation, cellular component: cytoplasm.
GAGCCGCGCGCUCGGAGCAGCUCUUGCCGCCGCCGCCGCCGCCGCCGGUGCCGCUGCCCCCGUCGUCGCCGCCGCCUCGGCCUCGACUCCCGACCGGAGGCUGCCCUCGCCCUCAGCCGUCUCAGGCCUUUCCCGCCCUUCGCCCCGCCGGCCGCCGGCGCCUGGCUUCGACGCGGGGUCGCGAAGAUGGAGGUGCCGCGCUUGGACCAUGCCCUCAGCAGCCCCAGCAGCCCGUGUGAGGAGAUCAAGAACCUCAGCCUGGAGGCCAUCCAGCUGUGCGACCGCGAUGGUAACAAAUCACAAGACAGUGGCAUAGCAGAGAUGGAAGAACUCCCUGUCCCACAUAACAUCAAAAUAAGUAACAUCACAUGUGACUCCUUCAAGAUUUCAUGGGAGAUGGACUCCAAGUCAAAGGACCGCAUUACACAUUAUUUUAUUGACUUAAACAAGAAAGAGAACAAGAACUCUAAUAAAUUUAAACACAAGGAUGUUCCAACAAAAUUGGUGGCAAAAGCUGUUCCCUUGCCAAUGACUGUUCGUGGACACUGGUUUUUGAGCCCAAGGACUGAGUAUACAGUAGCAGUGCAGACUGCCUCAAAACAAGUUGAUGGUGAUUAUGUUGUAUCUGAAUGGAGUGAAAUUAUAGAAUUCUGUACAGCAGAUUACUCAAAAGUUCAUCUAACACAGCUGCUGGAGAAGGCUGAUGUGAUCGCAGGACGCAUGCUCAAGUUCUCGGUUUUCUAUCGGAACCAGCACAAAGAGUAUUUUGACUAUGUUAGAGAACACCAUGGGAAUGCUAUGCAGCCUUCUGUCAAGGAUAACAGUGGCAGCCAUGGCUCACCCAUCAGUGGAAAAUUAGAAGGCAUCUUCUUCAGCUGCAGCACUGAGUUCAAUACAGGGAAGCCACCCCAGGAUUCACCGUAUGGAAGAUACAGGUUUGAGAUUGCAGCAGAAAAACUUUUCAACCCCAAUACUAACUUAUACUUUGGGGACUUCUACUGUAUGUACACUGCUUAUCAUUAUGUGAUUCUUGUCAUUGCCCCUGUGGGAUCACCAGGAGAUGAAUUUUGUAAGCAGCGCCUUCCUCAACUAAAUUCCAAGGAUAAUAAGUUUUUGACCUGUACAGAAGAAGAUGGGGUGCUGGUGUACCACCACGCCCAGGAUGUCAUUUUAGAAGUCAUUUACACUGACCCUGUGGCUCUUUCUCUGGGCACGGUAGCAGAAAUCACUGGUCAUCAGCUCAUGAGUUUGUCUACUGCAAACGCAAAGAAAGAUCCCAGCUGCAAAACCUGUAACAUCAGUGUUGGACGUUAACGCCACUUGCGUAUUCUCCCUACCCUGUCUUCCCAUAGGAGCAUUGCCCUCUGUUGUUCAUUUUCCUCAGCAGAUGUCCCACUGAAGCAUGCAUAUGCCGCUGUCACCAAAAGCAAACUAUAUCAUUCAGAGCCUUUCCGUGUCUCCUCUUGCCCACCCUGUCCACCUCCAAUGAUGUCCCCAAGUUGUCCUGACACUUUGUUUGCCUAGAUGCUGCAAUGCUUUUAUGUUUCCUUUAUGCCAAACAUAACAAGACAGUUAUAUAGACCGCUUUAGCAACGUACAAAAUAAUGGCUUAUAAAUGGUGUUUAAAUAUGCAUCCAUUUUAAUCUACUGAAUAAAUAUUGGGAUAAUUCCAAACCGCAUGAAAGGGUGUAAUUGCAGCAUGAGUUAAAUCUUAAAGCCUAGAAUUGUCAACACUUCCACCUUGUUGUUUGACAGUGUUAUUUAUGUUAUUUAUAUUAGCUAACAAAACAGUUACUGUGCUUCAACAUAAUAAAUAUAAUAGAAAAAUA